UUAAAAAAACAUGGCGUCGCAGUGUGGUCUGCGAUUUUCCUUACGGUGGUGUGUUUUGGUGUGAAACAUAGCGUAGUCUCCUUUAAUUUUUGCUUCGUCGUGCGGGAAGGAUGUAGUUGUUGUAGCUGGUAUUCCUCGUCAUACUUUUUUUGUGACUCCUAGUGCUUUCAAACCAACGUCAACACAACAUUCAAGCAGCAUUAUGACGACGGACAAAAUCAAGGUAGCCGUCCGGGUACGGCCCAUGAACAGGAGAGAGGUGGACCUCGGAGCGCAGUGCGUGGUGGAAAUGAAAGAAGGACAGACUGUCCUGUGCAACGCCUGUAAAACAGAAGGACGGAAACACCCCAAGACGUUUGCCUUUGAUCACUGCUUCUGGUCUUUCAAAGAAGAAGAUGCGCAUUAUGCGAGCCAGCAGAAAGUCUACGAAUGCUUAGGGACGGAUAUCUUGGACAAUGCCUUUCAAGGCUACAAUGCCUGUAUAUUUGCCUACGGACAGACUGGUUCCGGAAAAAGCUAUACCAUGAUGGGCAGUCAAGACAACAAGGGAAUAAUUCCGAGGCUAUGUGAUUCCUUGUUUGAGAGGAUAGCUCAGAGCACGGAUCCUUCUGUUUCCUACAAGGUAGAAGUGUCCUACAUGGAAAUCUACAACGAAAAAGUCCACGACCUUCUGGACCCCCGUGGGGGAAAGCAACACCUAAAAGUGAGGGAACACAACAUCCUAGGCCCUUACGUCGAUGGUCUCUCAACGCUGGCAGUUUCAUCGUAUGAGGAAAUCAACAACCUGAUGACAGAAGGCAACAAGUCUCGAACCGUCGCUGCCACCAAUAUGAACAGCGAGUCGAGUCGAUCGCAUGCGGUCUUCAAUAUUAUUCUCACAUGCUCCGUCACAGACCUGCAGUCUGGGGUGUCUGGAGAAAAAGUGUCCAAAAUGAGCCUAGUCGAUUUAGCGGGAAGCGAGAGGGCCGUCAAAACGGGUGCGAUUGGCGAGAGGUUGAAGGAGGGAUCCAACAUCAACAAAUCCCUCACAACCCUGGGUCUGGUGAUCUCAAAGUUGGCGGACCAAUCUUCGGGCAAGGCCAAGGAUUCCUUCGUUCCUUAUCGAGACUCCGUCCUCACGUGGCUGCUUCGGGACAACCUAGGAGGCAACAGCCGUACUGUCAUGGUGGCCGCCAUCAGUCCAGCAGCGGAUAACUACGAGGAAACUCUGUCGACGUUACGCUACGCGGAUCGAGCCAAGCGUAUCAUCAACCACGCCGUCGUCAAUGAAGAUCCGAAUGCUCGCAUCAUCCGGGAGCUCCGGGAGGAAGUUGAGAUGCUUCGAGGACAACUGAAGUUUGCCUCGACACCAGAAGGCCUGAACGAACGUCUAAAAGAGUCUGAAACAUUGAUGAAAGAGAUCUCGCAAACAUGGGAAGAGAAGUUGAGAAAGACUGAAAAAAUUCACCAGGAAAGGCAGCAAGCGUUAGAGAAAAUGGGUAUAUCAGUGCAGGCAUCGGGAAUCAAGGUGGAAACAAACAAGUAUUACCUCGUCAACCUCAAUGCAGACCCUUCUUUAAACGAGCUGCUCGUCUACUACAUGAAGGAACGAACACUGGUAGGUCGUCCGGAUGCUCCAGCGGAGCAGGACAUCCAGCUGAGCGGUUUGGGAAUUAUGCCGGAACACUGCAUCAUCACUAUUGAGGGCCAUGAAUUGUACAUAAUGCCACAUGAGGGCGCCAGGACAUGCGUGAAUGGCUCCGCCAUUUCAACAAAGACUCAACUCCGUCACGGUGAUCGUCUGCUUUGGGGCAACAAUCACUUUUUCCGGGUCAACUGCCCAAAGAUCAGCGGGACAGGUGGCAGCGAAACUCCCGUGCCCGAUCGGCCAAUCGACUACGAAUUUGCUCGGGAAGAAAUUAUGAUGAAGGAGCUCGGUAAUGACCCCAUCCAGACGGCAAUGAGAUCGCUUGAGAAGCAACACGAAGAAGAUAAACACAAUGCACUGGAGAAGCAGCGGCAAAUGUACGAACGGCAGCUGCAGCUGCUGCGCAACCAAAUGUCACCGUCUACACCCUAUGCCCCCUACUCUCCAUUUGAUCCCCUGGGAGUAAAAGUUACCCCGUCGGGACUUCCGAGCCCCAGCGUUGCGUCUAAGAUGGAACGCUGGGCAAAAGAGAGAGACGAGCUCUUCAAGACGAGCCUGGCCAAGCUGCGAGAAGACAUCAUUCGGGCCAACGAAUUGGUCCGUGAGGCGAAUUUUCUGUCUGAAGAAAUGGGAAAGCACACAGAGUUUAAAGUAACGCUGCAAAUUCCCGCUGCCAAUCUCAGUCCCAACAGAAAGCGCAGUGCAUUUGUGAGCGAGCCGGCCAUCUUGGUGAAAAGAAAGGGUCGAGGCAGCCAGGUGUGGUCCAUGGAGAAGCUGGAGAAUAAAGUGAUUGACAUGAGGGAGAUGUACGAAGAGCGAAAGGAACGCAACUUGCCCCUCAAGGAAGAAGGGAUACCUAAAGCAUCUGAUCCUUUCUACGAAUCGCAAGAAAACCACAACCUCAUUGGGGUUGCCAACGUGUUCCUCGAAGUUCUGUUUCACAACGUGAGGCUCAACUAUCAUGUCCCGAUCAUUAGCCAGCAGGGAGAGAUUGCAGGACGUCUCCAUGUUGAGAUAGGCAAAGUUGAUGGCGUCCUACCUGAUCGCGGGACCGACCUGGAUUGUUCACGGGGGUCGCUAUUGGAUGUGUCAGACGACUCUUCUAGUCGACAAAUAACCGUCAGGGUUUCCAUCAAGAGUGCUGUCGGUCUGCCACCAUCUCUGGCAAACUUUGUCUUCUGCCAGUACACCUUCUGGGCACAUGCUGAAGCCAUCGUGGUUGCCCCUGUCGUUGACCCUGAACCACAGCCCAUUCAAGUGUCUCCCGCACGUGGAGGAGGCGACACCGGCAUCACCUUCAAGUUCAGUCAUGUAAAGGAUUUUGUGGUUCCUGUGAGCGAAGAAUUCCUGGAACAUUGUGUGGAAGGAGCCCUCUCUGUUGAGGUGUGGGGUCACCGUAGCACCGGCUUCACGAGUCCCAGCGCCGCCUGGGAGCUCAACAGUGCACACAACCACAUCUCACACUCCUUGGUCGACAGGUGGGCGGAGUUGAAGCGCAAGCUAGAGCUCUGGUUGGAGAUCCACGAACUGAACGAACAAGGAGAGUAUGCACCAGUGGAGGUGGUUGCUAGGGGGGACGUAGGGACAGGUGGAGUGUUUCAACUAAGGCAAGGACAACAACGCCGCCUUGUGGUGAGGGUGGCCCCCGUUCAAGGCUCCGGCACCCUUCCCCUCAUCUGUCAACAAGUAGGCUCCGUGGCAGUUGGAGCUGUCUGUGUUCGCUCACGACUGCAGAAGCCACUGGACUCAUACCAGGAUGAUGAUUUAACCCUGCUAAGAGAGCGGUGGUGUGAUGCGUUGAGUCGCCGCCAGGAGUACCUUUGUGAGCAUCUCCAGAGGGUUACCAACAAGACCGUCAAGACGGAUGAAGACACGGAACGGGAAGAGAACCUAAUCGCCCAGUGGAUGUGUCUGACCGAAGAAAAAAAUGCUGUGCUGGCUCCUGCUCCAGGGUCAGACAUCCCAGGUGCACCUGCCAACUGGGAUCCGCCAGUCGGGAUGGAGAAACACGUUCCAGUCAUAUUUUUGGACCUCAAUGACGACAUGAGUGUACCAAACUCGGGGGAAAAUGGAAUUCAGCUGGCUGGGGCAAACUCCAUUCUUCCCAAAGAACACAGCAACACACUGUUCAACCUGCCGAUAGUCAAACUGUGUGAGAAAGAUGUAUGUGCGGUGGCAGUGUGGGACUCCUCCAUCCAUGAUUCGAUGCACCUCAACGCGUUGACAUCUCCCAACGACCGCAUCUACCUUAUCUUGAAAGUGUCCGUACGUCUGAGCCAUCCGGCAGUCAUGGACCUCAUCCUCCGUAAACGCUUUGCAAUCAACGUCUACAAGAAGCAGUCCCUCACAGAUAAGAUACGCAAGAAGAUCUCUCGACAGGAUGUCCACUAUGCUUCGGGUAUCAUGUACGAAAUAGUUGCCAGCAUUCCCAAGGCAUCGGAAGACCUUGAAGGGCGCGAAUCUCUCGCGCUCAUGGCAGCGGCAUCUGGUGGAGACGCUGGAACUAGUGACGGUGAAAGUUAUAUUGAGAAGUACAGCAAAGGGGUGUCGGCUGUCGAGAGCAUCCUCACACUGGAUCGGUUGCGACAGGAAGUAGCAGUGAAGGAACUUCUAGCAGCGCAAGGCCGACUACUUCGAAAGACUGCCAGUGUUCCCAACAUUGCUCAGGUGAUGCAUGGCGAUGCGUCGUGCGGCAUGGCGUCUUCUUCCCCUCGUCUGGACGAGGCACAGCGGUCGGACUCGGCGAUGAACCUCAGCUCUUCUUCGCUGAGUGAGGGGCUCGACCGUUUCCAGCAGGGCUUCCGCGACGUCCUCAGUGAGGGAAAGACUGCCGCCAUCCAGGGACUCGCACGACCAACAUUCCUGAACUUAAACUUCAACCUAAACUUGAGCCUCCGGCAAGCAACCGGCUCCAAAACUUCUCCGUUGUCGGGCAUCAGCCCGCAGCCGACUAAGUUUGUGAAGCCCAUGCGGACGGUGAUCGAAGAGCACAGGGAAGCACAACCACUUCUCGGAGGUGGUGAUAUGGAUGAGUCUUUGGAGGAAACGGUGCACAUUGCAAAGCCUUCAACGCCGGAGUUACAGGAUGCGGUGCGCAAAACGGAGCUGGCCAACACAAACAAUGAGACAGCCAGCGAAGAAGAGUUUACAGAGUUCAAGUCGUACUGGACCUCGGAAAAGGAGGACAGCACCCUGGACUCGAAAGCUGAGGGAGGAACGACGGACAAACGCCAGAAAAUACCACCUGCUAUGCACCAUUCCUCAACGAGCGAUAGCAUUACAGAAUUUCAAGCAAAAGUAAACAGUCCAAGCAUAGUAUCGAGUGGGUACGGAUCUCAAGCCUUCUCCACGACCCCGCUUUCGAGCGAAAAUUCCGGAUCGCUUCACAGUGUCUGCGGAGGAGAGGAAUCGAGCUCUCCCGAGCUAGAGAACGGACCGGCAUCUAUCAGGGAAGCACCGAUUGGUACCUCUGACAGUCACAGUGUAGUGCAAAACCUGAAGUCCGCCCUGCAACAGGAAGUCGCUCCAGCUGAUAAUAGCCACGAUGAAGAAAGUGCGGACGCUGUAGCUCCAGUGGCCAUUGAUAGUUCCUCAACAGUAGAAGAUAAAGGUGUUUGUGAUAAUGUGGAAAAGGACACAUGUGUGGUUGAAAAUGAUGAGGAUUGUACAGUGGAAGAUGAAAACUUGAAGAGGGAAUCGAAGGAUACUAUUAGCCUUACAUCGGUUGUGAAACGAAGACCCACCACAGGAGAGCGGCCAUGUCCGUCCCACCGACAGUCGUGUCCCGUUACGUCGGCGGAUCUGGACUUGCCGCACUCGUCGACCCUGACGGAGCAGGGCAUUCCUUCCGCGUCCUCUUCUGAAGAGAAUCUCUCCUCAAGCAUGCUAGGAGACGAAUCUUUUGAUAUAGGAAGUGAUUCAGCAGCCAUGGAGACCGUCCCCUCAUGGUUGACGGUAGGUGAGAGCGUUAUGAUCAGCCCCUACAACAAAACCGGCACAGUGAGCUACAUAGGUCCCACGCAGUUCUCACCAGGAGUCUGGGUCGGUGUCGAACUCGACACACCUACAGGCCGCAACGACGGCUCAGUGAGCGGAGUGCGUUACUUUGAGUGCAAGCCCAAGUUUGGUGUAUUUGUUCGGCCUGACAAACUGGUCCUGGACAAGCGUGGGCGACUGGUGCGUGCGGGGAGAGCUUCUACGGCCACCACGCAGCAGCAGGGCUCCAAAGGCAUGGUACGGGACAGCCCGAUGUCGCGCAGCACCAGCAACCUGCAGGUGUCCCGUAGCAAGGCCAUGGGAUCCACCGAGUGCAUGUCACGCCGAAGUGAGCCACCCACGCGACCCAAGACCUCGAUCUCGGCACGAACGCGCAAGUAAAACUCGUCUCUCCGCCCACCACCGACUUCUUUCUGACCCUGAGUGGCGACUUCCUCUGCCAUCUUUACAUAUAUAUAUAUAUAUAUUAUAUUUCUUCUAAUUUCUCCCGCCGAGGCUGUUGCAGGGUGCCGAAAACGACGACCACCUUCUAAGUCUCUCCGGAAAAGUUUAUGACGUGUUUUUGAGUGUGUGAGGGUACAACAUGACAGGGUGUGUGCACAUGGGUGUCAAGGAGCGUUCAUUUUGGGCAGUGUCCACAUCGCAGUGGUUGUGUGCAUGUUUCAAAAGUGUCACAGAAUGUGAUGUUGGGAUUCAGAGUGAUUCAGUUAGGCUGGCUCUCUUCAGUUCAGCGUUCAAAUAAUGGCCUGCCGUGUUACGUAGAACAUUUAGUCUAACGCGCUUUAACUGUUUUCUUUAAUUGAUGGCGGGUAGAUAUCUUCGGUGAUAUGUCACUUAAAUUUAAGCAAAAUUUUGAUCAACUGUGUCAACGUGUUGUCUGUCUUGAGAAUCUUCAACACUUUUACCUUCAGACUUUUACCGCAAUUGUCGUGACACACCGUAUUAUUCGGGCCACCUGACUCUUUCUUUUUUUACCAUAUUUCCGCCUGAUGAAACUCUCCCACGUUGACCUCCUCCCAACCAAUGUGGCAGUUCAUUGUCAUCACCAUCUCUAUCGAGGUUAUUUGCUGCACAAACUGUAUUAAGCAGCUGUAGAGAUAUCUCUACAUGGUGUUUGCUAGGACUUUGUUCUCUUUGUGUGGAUGUAUAGAGAAACAUUAUUAUGAAUUACGCCGUAGCCUACUUCACAUGUUUGACUGUGUGUGGUAGGUCAAAGAAAUGGAGAACAGGCCGCGCGUAUGUAAAAUUUUGCGUUUUGCAAGUAGAGUUGGCCGAAGCGACCGUGAUACGUCGUCCUAAUUUUUGUCCCAGUCCACGUGUGCUUGGGACAUUAUGAGAACACUUCUGUGAAGUUUAUGUAUCUUUGGCAUACUGCGCCCGUAUAGGUUGAAGAAAAAAAUGUUUUUGCGGA
This is a messenger RNA of Ornithodoros turicata, 7034 nucleotides long. It is a transcript of the gene Khc-73, whose product is annotated as kinesin-like protein KIF13A. Gene Ontology annotation, biological process: microtubule-based movement. The transcript is spliced from 40 exons. Gene Ontology annotation, molecular function: microtubule motor activity; microtubule binding; ATP binding. The record is from RefSeq and is a predicted model, not a curated record. NCBI's taxonomy places the organism in Eukaryota, Metazoa, Arthropoda, Arachnida, Ixodida, Argasidae. Bases 203 to 6004 code for a protein of 1933 amino acids.